Molecule: messenger RNA, 2039 nt
Organism: Pomacea canaliculata
Lineage: Eukaryota; Metazoa; Mollusca; Gastropoda; Architaenioglossa; Ampullariidae
Product: QRFP-like peptide receptor
Exons: 3
Coding region: 22-1452 (476 amino acids)
Biological process (GO): G protein-coupled receptor signaling pathway
Cellular component (GO): membrane
Molecular function (GO): neuropeptide Y receptor activity
Source: RefSeq, a predicted model, not a curated record
CUUCGUCAAUUAAAAAAACUGAUGCAACAAAGUCCCAGUGCCUGGCACUUCGUCGACCCUCGUGUCCAGCAGGAACUUCUACAGCUAAUAUGCAGGAAACUCCGAGACCGUUCCCCCAUUUCAGAACAAUUUUGCGACCACAGCGAUGUUCCUGCCUCCACACUUCCACCAGAAGACCUGACCUUCACCGAUUACAAGGUGUCCAAUGUCGCUAUGGCAAUACUGGUGAUGCUGCUGUGUUUGGAGCUGAUGGUGAGCUUGGUCGGCAACUGUCUGGUUUUGCUCGUCCUCUCCUGUAACCGCCAGCUGCGCUCUGUCACCAACUUCUUCAUCGCCUCGCUGGCCGCCAGCGACCUUCUCAUGAGUGUCGUCUGCAUCCCCCUCACCAUUGCGCAGGUGAGGACCGGCUUCUGGCAGUUCGGACCACUGGUGUGUAAAAUAGGCCCCUUCGUCACGCGCGUCGCUGUUACGGCUUCGACUUUGACCCUUUGCUGCAUUGCAUUCGAUCGUUACGUCGCCGUCGUGCAUCCACUGCACCUGUCCACCCUGCACAGUCCCCUGCGCGCCGGGCUGCUGAUGCUGGCCGUGUGGGUUGUCGCGGCGGCCUUCGCGGCCCCUUUCGCCAACUACUACCAGCAUUACACCUUCUGCCCUUCGAGCCACAGCGGCGCUGCGGGAGGCAACAAUCCUGACUUUUUCCUCAGCGGAAUUCUCGCUCCUCCACCCCCUGACCCCCACGCUGGCCUCGACGACCCCAGGGACCCUCACAACCCUGGUGUUCACCAUGGUUUUGCCAAUCACGAGGUGAAGUGCUGUUCGUACUGCAUCAUGAACAGCGACCUGCUGUGGAUGCACUGGUUGACGUACGCCUUACUCCUCGUGCUGCCAGUGAUGCUAAUGGGCGCGGCCUACUCCGUUAUCAUUGUGAAACUGUGGCUGCGGCGGCCUGUCGGUGCCUGCAGUGUGAUAAGUGCGGAGUCUCUGCGCGUACAGUACAAGCGUAAGGCCGUAAAGGUCCUCUUCUCCGUCAUGAUGGUCUUCGUCGUCUGCUGGACGCCGCUUUUGACCUUUGACCUCGUGUCCAAGGUUGUUCAGGUUAAGAUCCGCACUUCCACGGUGACCGUGCGCUACUACCUGCAGAGUCUGGCUCUGGCCGCCGCAUGCUGCAACCCUGUGAUGUACGUCAUUAUGCACGACAAGUUCCGGAAGCACGCACGCGCUUUCCUACCCAGCUGUUGCAGGAUGGCUACGGUGCGGGUGUCGCCACUCGAGCCACAGCCUGCAAUGCUCAGGGGCUUCGUCCUGCAAGGGAGGGACGCCAGAACUGAUGUGGCACAGGAGAAUCAGAUGGGUGCAAAGGUGUUCGAUGAGCACGUGGGCGACAAGAUGCACGAGAUCGUGGCCGCAACGAUGGAGAGUGUCGUGGACAACAGGGACUCCUCUAAGUGUUGAUCCAAAUAUCUAUUUACAAAAAAAACUCUUCCUCCUUGCUUUUUCUUCAUCCCCCUUCCUGCUCAUCAUCGUCAGCUUCAUCGAUUGUUCACCCUUAGCGUUGUGGUUACUCUGGUGUUCUCACUGUCAGUCUUGCCAAAAACACAUUGUCGUCGUCGUCAGUCACUUGUUAGCGGUAUUAGAACCCUGACAAUUUCCCCACAUGUUCAUCCAUACAUGCAAAUCAAUAUAUUUAAAAUAUUUUCCUUCUCUGUGCUCGCUGUCAAGAUGUUAGUGGGUGUGCGAGGGUGCGCGCUCUUUUGUCCCCCUCAUUCGGCUUGAAUAUGCUUUUCACGUCUCUCGAGAGGUAAUUGAACUAUUGAUUCUCCACCCUGUCGCCUCUGUCCAGCUGUCUUGCAGGUUUGUUUGCUUGGUUCGCUAACAUACACAUGUUACGUGGAUAUAAUCAUCUGCAUAUAUUGUUGAAGCUGCAUAUUCCCAACUGUUUUCGUCGUUGUCAACAAAAAUCUACAAACCGCUUGUCCUGCAGAUUAAUGUUUGGGAUUUUGACAUUAAUUUCAUUUGUGAGUAUAGCUUUUUUUUUUUUU